Lentinula edodes (shiitake mushroom) is the source of this 2241-nucleotide messenger RNA. RefSeq lists its product as uncharacterized. The coding region runs from base 241 to 2145 and encodes 634 amino acids. NCBI's taxonomy places the organism in Eukaryota, Fungi, Basidiomycota, Agaricomycetes, Agaricales, Omphalotaceae. The transcript is spliced from 6 exons. The record is from RefSeq and is a predicted model, not a curated record.
UUAUCGUUAUCAAAUGGAGGAAAUUGCUUUCCAACCGUUCUACGAUAAGGCCAAGAACCCUCACGAGCACGAUUAAUAACAAGAUCGGAGGCCUCUUGUAGCUUCGAGAAAUCGUGAAGAGAAACAAGCCCUGGAACAACAACAAAACCUUGGGAAUCGUAGGUAUCCUUGAUGGGGGACAUGAUAGAAAUCAAGAACUGAAUUUUUCGCACGCCGUACUUCCUCGAUGGCAUUGAGUACAUGAUUCCUGUAGCCCCUACAUCGACUUCCUUUAUACAACCGGAGCCUCAGAAAAAGCCUCAAAAUGCAUUGAAAUUGUUUGCCUUGAAGCUCCGAGAAAUUGGUGGCCUUCCAGUUACAGAAUUCCUCAACACCCCCGAGGAAGAGUUACCACGUAUUCGUUAUGAUUUUGGUUUUCCAAAUACUACAUCUCCAUGGUAUUAUACACCCCAAACUCAAGAAGCAGCGGCAUCUCCAGGGGUUACUGCUGUCCAGCAACUUGAAAAUGCUUGUCGGGAGGCUUUUGGGAGGACGGAUGUACUUCAAUACAGCGUUUCUCUUAGUGAACCCGGUAUGAGCAAUGUAUUGCAUAUCGUCAAAAACAGUGGCAUGCGACGAACAUAUACGGGCACGUGUGAACACAAAACAGAGGUACAAGCAAGAGAGGAGGUGGCUCAAAUCGCCCUGCGAGAAGGGGCUUUGGCCUAUAUCUUGGACUCCGAGCCAGAUGAGCAGCUAAAUUCAAAAUUUGGGGAGUCGUCCAAUCCAGUACAGAUGAUCGAGGAUUGCUUUGCUCGAUGGAGGCGAGGACUCAAGCCACCUCAAUGGUUCACUUAUGAUCAUGGCGCAGCUCUGAACGUCCAACUCGCUUCUCCUCGAAUGCGUCGUGUCUAUUCUACUCCCGAGAACACCAAGUCAGAUGCGCAAGUUGUAUGCGCCCAAACCGCGAUCGAUUAUGGUGUUUUAGAUUUCAUUAAAUUCGGUGGUGGACAAGUUCGUCCUUCUUCACCGAAUCCACCGACGUCCGACAGAGGAAUCGCAAUGGUGUGGUCAAACGUGCAGGAAUUCAUCAACACUCUUCCCCGGCCGUUUCCUGAGUCCGAAUUCGAAGAUAAUCCUCAAAAAGUCGAAGACGGAAUCUUGCAAUGGUUCAAUAAGUUGCGCCAAGAUGCCAACAAGGCGCGCGCCCAUCCACUGGGAUUUCACUUUCAUUUUCUGCAAGUUAAACAUGCGUAUGGUUGUGUUCUCCGUAUUGAACCACCCCCAUCAGAUUCAGACCCAAAACACGCUCAAACUUACCUGGUUGAGCCACGUUUCUCCAAAAAAGCUAAAUCCAAAGUUGGCGUAUGUAUUCAGGCUAUGUCAGAGGGUGUCGGAAGUUUCCUGCGUGCAUAUGUCCCCGAUACCAAAACCACAUCUCCCGGAGUAAAUAGCUUAGUCACUUUGGAAAUGCAACGCUUUGUGAACGAAACAAUGUGGCCUGCGCUGGAGGCCGCUUGUCGAGAGGUAAGCCCAGGAGCUGCCAUCACCACUCAGUAUCCGAGAAGCGGAGGCAUUGGUUGCAUGAUCAAGAUAGUAGUUCAUCCUCUUCCCAGCAGGACAUCUGGUGUGGGGUUGAACACAUCCAGCAGCGUCUCGCACACGUACAGUGUACCAUCGGUAUACUCCUCCCGCAAUGAUGCACGCAUGUCGUUGGUGUGUGAGGCAGGCGAGAGAAUGCUACAGUUUAUCAAAUCCCGAGGAGCUCCUCCUCCUUCUGACGAUCCGCCACGUCCUGUGAAAAAGCCGAGGCUGGAAAAAUUGAUGGCCGCACCCAUGCAUUCAAUUGCGCGCGCUCAACCAAAGACUGAAGCUAAGAGAAAGCAGGGCGAGAAACGGUUUCAAAUGCAGGCAAGUGCAGUCCCGAAAUCGAUAAAAAAACCAAAGGAUUGGGACAGCGAUACCAAACAGCCCAAUAUCGACCUUGCAUACGAGCUUGAGCCGGGCGAAAUCGUUGCAGAUGACGAGGUAACUGUGGCAGGCCCAAGCACGUCUUCAAUCCCUCUACGUUCUAUGUAUUCAGCCUCAUCUAUGUAUUCUUGGUCUCAGCCGUCUCAAUCAACUUCGAACCUGAAACGGAAGCGCGAAACGGACGGAAUGGAAUGAGGAUAGUAGGUGAACAAGUUCUGAGAUAUAAAGCGGAGUAAUUCUGUUCUAAUAGUGUUCUAAUAACAUACAUUCUUCCAUAGAAAUGACCACCGG